AUGCCCUCCCCUUUGGCUCAGAGUCUUUCUGGAGGUAGAGAAGAGGCAAGAUGGGAGGAAUACGAAGACAGGGAUCGUCAACCAGGCAGCUCUCGCCGUGAUGAUAACAGGUAUCACGACAGAGAUAGAGAUAGAGACCGAGAUCGAGAUCGAAGAUAUAACGAUGACGGAAAGCGAUCUACUCAGGCAGACAGCUCCAGGAGAAAGGAGAGGAAGCGGGAUAGGAGCCGAAGUAGAGAAUAUCACAGCGACCGCGAGAAACGUAAAGACAAAAGUGACCGAAGGGACAAGCGAAGGGAUAGAAGUAGAAGCAAGUCUCGGGAUGGUGAUGAACAGCGUCGACAUCGAGAGAAGGGCAAAAGCAAAAGGGAACAUAAACGAGAUUCAAAAAGUCCUGAUGAUAUCGCUGCAGCUAAAACAAGACGUAAAGAAGUUCGAGCGACGGCCAAAGCUACCGCUAGAAGAGAAACAGAACUCGAACAAUCACGAGCUCUUGCAGAAUUAUCAAUGUAUUCCGCUCAAGAUAAUCCCUUCCACGAUGCUAACCUCGGUGAGAGAUUCGAAUGGCAUAAGAAACGUGAAAAAGAGAAAAAAGCUGGUCUCACAGCAGAGGAGAUUGCAAGGAAAGAUGCUAGAAGGAGACAGGAGGCUAAGGAAGAAUUGGAAAAGCUGAAUAAACGUAGAGCUGAGAGAGAGGUAGAGAUGGCUUUGAGGGAAGAAGAAGAAGCAAAGAUGAAACGUUUAGCAGAAGAUGCUCAAAUGGCAGAAUGGAUCGCCAAAGAAGAUGAUUUUCAAUUAGAACAAGCGAGAAGAAGAGCUGGUAUACGGUUAAGAGAACAACGUGCAAAAGCUAUAGAUUUCUUAGCUAUCAAUUUAAGAUUCGCAGAUGCUCAAGCCAUUGGGAAACAUACGGCUGCCAUUGGGGCGUUGACCAAUCCCAGGAAGGGUGAGGUUGAGAGGGAAGAAGAAGAAGAAGGAUGGGGUUGGGCAGAUGCAGGUUUCGAAUUUGAGAUUGAUGAACCUUGGAAGAUAUUUGAGAAUUUGACUCUGGAAGAUUGUAUCGAGUUGGAACAGGAUAUCAAGAUGUAUUUGUCAUUGGAGAAAUUCCCCAUCAAUGUCGAGUUUUGGGAGGCCAUGUUGGACGUCUGUACCAGUCAUUUAGAAGAUCUAAGAGAUCCAGAUCAUGCGGAAGGAGGACGUUUCUUUGAUCGUCAAGUUCAUGAAGCCGCUGGGAAGAUUGUAGGAGGUUUGAGUCUACAGCGAUUGACAGAGUUGGAAAGUAAGACCAACGCGAUGCUUCGAAGUGGUCAGCCUGUAGAUGGAGAAUUCUGGGAUUUAGUCUUGAAGAAGAUUCAUUUGGAAAAGGCUAUCGCGAAAUUGAACGCCAUACACGAAGUAGUCCUCAAGAACAGACUGGAACAAUUCAAACGACGUCAAAGAGAAGAAGCUCUCAAGAAUCAAAAUCAAGGUCAAAUCAUUACCCAAAAACCCGACGUAAACUUCGGAGGGGACAUGCGAGCAGAGGCGGGUAGUGAAGGGGAAGAAGAGAUGGAUGAUGAAGCUGAAGAGGAAGAUCAUAUCGAGGAAUAUAGUCGAGGCAUGUCGCCAGAAUUUGUAGAUUUACAAUCAUUAUCGGCUGACGAUCGACGAUUACCUAUCAUUGAUGAAGUGGAUGAUCAGCGAGCUAUCUUCGCCGCCCGUCGAGCGCUGGUCUCCUCGACAUUCGCAGCUAAACCUUCCCGAGAUGACGCUCCGGAAGGUAUAACCCAAAAGACAGUCUCACGUCCUUCCGCAGCGGACAUCGAAGCCGAAGCGUUCUAUAGAGCCGAAGCAGAACGUGAGAGACAAGAUCUAGGGUCUGAUGAGAGCGAAGAGGAAUUUGGGGAUUUGGACGAGACUUUGGAUGAACCAGUGGUUAAGGGUACAUAUGAUUGGGGUGAUAGGUUCAGACCACGUAAACCUAGGUUUUUCAAUCGGGUGCAUACUGGGUUUGAGUGGACCAAGUAUAAUCAAACGCAUUAUGAUACGGAUAACCCACCACCAAAGGUAGUUCAAGGAUAUAAAUUCAAUAUAUUCUAUCCCGACCUCAUAGACAAAACCAAAGCUCCUACUUACCGUACCGCUCCAAUACCCGACGACCCCGAAACAGAGAUGAUCAUCUUUUCCGCUGGACCGCCAUACGAAGAUAUCGCGUUCCGAAUAGUGAAACGCCAAUGGGAAUUUUCUCACCGGAGAGGUUUCAGAUGUUUGUUCGAUAGGGGUGUUUUGCAAUUAUAUUUUACCUUUUCGAGGACAUGGUAUCAUAGUUAG
Tremella mesenterica DSM 1558 is the source of this 2310-nucleotide messenger RNA. RefSeq lists its product as uncharacterized. Gene Ontology annotation, molecular function: protein binding. Gene Ontology annotation, biological process: mRNA cis splicing, via spliceosome. NCBI's taxonomy places the organism in Eukaryota, Fungi, Basidiomycota, Tremellomycetes, Tremellales, Tremellaceae. Gene Ontology annotation, cellular component: spliceosomal complex; cytoplasm. The transcript is spliced from 9 exons. The record is from RefSeq and is a predicted model, not a curated record. The coding region runs from base 1 to 2310 and encodes 769 amino acids.